AUGAAAUCUACGCGCUCCAGAAGCAGGAGAGUUCCCUCAACCGGGGUUGAACAAGCCUCAGCUGCCCAACAAGAUCACGUUUCAGAGGAACAAGGGUCCCCGAGAACCCAACCCGUAAACGAAGACGCCAUCGCCAGGAUGACGGCCGAGUUUGUAGCAGACAAUCCCAAUAUCUUCGAAGAACUAGGGAGGUACUUCAAGAGGCAGGGAAAAGAGAAGGCUGAAUCUUCCAAGAGAAGAUUGGCGAAAUCACCUGAGGUGCCCUCAGGUGAGGACUCUGAUGACGGGCAUCUCUCCUGGAGUACCUCAAGAUGCGCCUACUCCAAGGCGACCUCCAAAAUUGCCCAUAUUUUUCAGGCGUUUUCCCUGGAUUUACUGGGAAAACGAGUUGAGGACGCGCAUCGCCGCUCUGGGGGGCUAGCGGCCGAUUACAUGAGGACUCCGCCCUUUACCGAUGACAUCAAUGGGGAAAUGGUUCCUCCCAACUUCAAACUCCCGGUAUUACAGCCCUACGAUGGCCGAGAUCACCUCCGCGUAUUCAUAUCGACAUUCCGCCUCUACUGCGUCGCGGACGCCGUGAUUUACCGAGGUUUCUCUAUUUUCCUACAAGGGACAGUUCGAAAAUGGUUCUGGGGUUUGGAACCAAGGUACAUUUCCUCACUGGACGAGUUGGCGGACAGGUUUAUACACCGCUUUAGGUUCAAUAAGAAAAAUGUGCAGAUACCUGAUCAGAAUGAGCAGGUAACCAUAGUUGCCUUCACCAACGGGUUGAUCGCAGGAAUCUUUCACACCAAGAUACAUUGGGAUUACCUCCGUUCACUUCGGGAACUUUGGGAACGGGUAGAUCGAAAAAUCAGAAGUGAAGACAUAAAUCGCAUGAAGCGGGAAGCCCAAGCAACCCGUACUGGGCAAAAGUCCCGGAGGAAGAACGAAACUGACCGAAUAGAACAGGGUCCCAGUGGUUUGUCGAAUCAAUUUCGAGAUCGCCGAAGUGUCUUUGACACGAUCGUGAAGGAAAAGUCGUCCACCUCGAACGCCGAACUGACUCCCCUCAAUUCCAGUCGGUCUCAUAUUCUGGCUGUAAUGAGGCAGAACCACCUCGGUCGAGUCCCUUCUGAGAUUUUGGAGAGGAGGGAGAAGAAGAACUCCAACAUCUAUUGUGCCUACCACCGAGAUGUUGGGCAUGAGACCGAGGACUGCAAUGAUCUGAAGAGAGAGAUCGAGAACCUGAUCAGACAGGGAUACUUGAAACAACGAGACACAAAUAGUCAUUGCCAUGGACCCGAGGACCAUAGGAAGGACCAGCGGCCUCCACGAGACGGGUUCCCGGGCUACGGCCCUAACAUCGCGGGGGUCAUCAAUACAAUUGCGGGCGGUCCGACGAAAGGAGACAGUCAGAACUCUCGAAAACGGACCUACCGUCAAGCCGGACUGGAGGCUGCCGAGCCGAGCUCCCGACUAUUCGAGGUGAUUAUUUAUGGUCCCAGCGACCCUGUCCCUGCCGCCUCCAGUAACCACAAAACCUUAGUAAUUAAAGUUUUCACCAAUAACUGCAUAGUCAAGAAGGUCUAUGUCGAUCCCGACAACUCGGUAGACGUCUUGUACUAUCGAAUUUUUGAAAGUUUGAAACUAUAUAGAGAGCAGCUCACACCUGUCAGAACCCCCCUCGUCAGCUUUGGGGGACACGUGAUCCACUCAGAGGGAAUGGUAUCCCUGAUGGUGACAAUCAGGCGUCACCCUCGCUGCAGAACUAUGCCCGUUAACUAUGCAGUUGUCAAAGUACAUUCCCCGUACAACAUGUUAAUAGGUCGGUCGACGCUCAAUGCCUUGAGAGCCCUGUACUCUACCUACCACCUGAGUUUCAAGUUCCCGACACCUGCGGGGGUGGCUGAGGCCGCAGUCACUCCCCUAACUACGUCAAAGGUUGAGAGAAAGAGGCCAACUGUCAUUUCCAUAGAAAGUAUUGAUCCUCAGAAAAUCGGAAAGCCCGACAGGCUUGAGUUCGGAGGCGAGGUGGACGAGGUGAGACCUGACCAAGUGAUCCAAAUGGGGACGAAUCUCCCCUCGCCCCUCAAAGAAAAAAUGAUCCGCCUGAUAAAGGACCACCGAGACGUCUUCGCGUGGUCUGCUGAUGAAAUGGUCGGAGUACCCCCCGAGCUCAUGAUAUACCAGGUUAACGUCAAUCCACAAGCCCGUCUUGUGAAACAAAAACGUAGGCACUUCGGCCCUGAACGUAACAAGGCCAUAUCCGAAGAUAUCGACAAACUCUUGCCCGCCAGGAUGAUCCAUGAAGUCCAGUAUCCCAUCUGA
Molecule: messenger RNA, 2310 nt
Organism: Coffea arabica (coffee)
Lineage: Eukaryota; Viridiplantae; Streptophyta; Magnoliopsida; Gentianales; Rubiaceae
Source: RefSeq, a predicted model, not a curated record